AUGCCGCCCAGGAAAAAAGCUGCCGCCGCGGGUGGGUCGAGUGCUACCGUCACAACGACCCCGGCUAGCACAUCCACGCGGUCGUCGCGACGACUAGCAGGAUCAUCCACGGUGCCUUCCAAAGGCAACGGAUGGACAGCGGAACACACCUACGACUCAUACGGCCAACCCAAGGAGGUUAUUGUUAUCCAAGACAGCACCAGCCCCAUUCCUAAAAAGCGUAACACGCGAGCUGCGGCGGCUGCGGCCGCUGCUGCGUCCGAAAAGUGGGCCGCAGCCAAUGGGGCCGCCAACGGGACGGCCGCAAAGAAGCGCAAGGCCGAAGAGGACGAGGCGGCCGCGGCCGCUCAGAAGAAGGCUCGUGCAAAGCCCGCUGCACGUCAACCGGCAAAACAAAGCAAACCAGAGCAAGUCGCUGCACCCGCCCAGCAGCAUGCCGCUGCGACUUCAACCGCCUCUGGCACAGCAGCGCACCCUCCAUGGGACGACCCCGAAGGUCACUACAUUGUCAAGCCUGAUGAUGUGAUUGGCGGACGAUACAAAAUCGUUCGUCUCUUGGGCCAAGGCACAUUUGGCAAGGUCGUCGAGGCGCGUCACAUCGAGUCGCGAAAGAAGGUCGCAAUCAAGGUCAUUCGCGCGGUGCAAAAGUACCGCGACGCCAGCAAGAUUGAGAUCCGCGUCCUUGAAACGCUCAAGAAGAAUGACCCGACCAACGCAUACAAGUGCAUCCAUCUUACAGAGUACUUUGACUUCCGCAACCAUCCAUGUCUGGUAUCUGAGCUGUACGGCAUGAGCGUGUUCGACUUUUUGAAGAUCAACGGCUUCCAGCCCUUCCCAGAAAAACACAUUCAGGAUUUUGCGAGGAGCCUGCUACAGAGCGUUCAGUUCUUGCACAAAUUGAAACUAGUGCACACCGAUCUGAAGCCAGAAAAUAUUCUUUUGGUCAGCAACGAAUCGAGGUUGUCCGGGCCAAGGCGUGCAAACGCCCGGUCAAAGUCAGUUCUGCGAAACACCGAGAUCCGUCUUAUCGACUUUGGCAGCGCGACGUUUGAGAAUGAGUACCACUCAUCGGUCGUCAGCACACGCCAUUACCGUGCGCCAGAAAUCAUUCUGGGCUUGUCAUGGUCGUACCCGUGCGACAUGUUCUCAAUAGGGUGCAUCCUCGUCGAGUUCUUCACGGGCGACGCGCUCUUCCAGACGCACGACAACCUGGAGCACCUGGCAAUGAUGGAGGUGGUGAUGGGGAAGAUGCCGCAGCGCAUGAUCGACCGUGGGCGGACAAAGAAGCCCGAGUUCUUCAAGGGCAACCGGAUCGACUUCCCAAACCCCACGGUGCCCAAAUCGAGCCGCAAGUUUGUCAAGGGCCUCAAGCAUCUACGCGACAUCAUCCCGCCUACGAGCCCGGGUAAUGCCUUGUUCUUGGACCUGAUCAUCCGCCUUCUCGACUUUGAUCCCGAGAACCGCAUCGACGUCAACGAGGCGCUCAAGCACGCCUACCUCCGGCAUCCGAUGCCGGACCCCCCACCUUAG
This is a messenger RNA of Cutaneotrichosporon oleaginosum, 1530 nucleotides long. RefSeq lists its product as uncharacterized. NCBI's taxonomy places the organism in Eukaryota, Fungi, Basidiomycota, Tremellomycetes, Trichosporonales, Trichosporonaceae. Gene Ontology annotation, biological process: protein phosphorylation; regulation of RNA splicing. The record is from RefSeq and is a predicted model, not a curated record. Gene Ontology annotation, cellular component: nucleus. Gene Ontology annotation, molecular function: ATP binding; protein serine/threonine kinase activity.